GGCCUGCCGGUACCUGUCAGGGCUGCGCGGCCCGACAGCAAACGGCGGUUCCAGUUCCGAUUGCCGGCACGGAGACGCCAGGCUGCAGGCUCCGGCGGGUCGAGGAGCCACAACUACAGCCCCGAGGACCCGGCGGAUCCCGCCCGCUCCGGCUCCUUCCUCUGCGCAUGGGCCCCGGGUGGCACCGCCCGGCCCUGGCAAGAUGGCGGCGCUGCUAUGGCGGCCCUGCCGGGGAUUCCUGGGUCUCCGCGCCGCCCGCCCGGCCCUUGCCGUGGCCGCCGCUCCUCCGCCGCGCCGCGCCGACGCUCUGCCGGGACCCCCACGGCCGCUGAGCUUUUCGGCGGCCGAGCUGGUUCGUGCCGCGCCGGGCCCGCUGCAGCCCUACCUGCGCCUCAUGCGGCUGCACCAGCCCGUCGGGACGUGGCUGCUGUACCUGCCGUGCACCUGGAGCAUCGGCUUAGCGGCCGAGCCAGGGUGCCUGCCGGACUUCCCCAUGCUGUCCCUGUUCGGCGUCGGGGCCGUGCUGAUGCGCGGAGCCGGCUGCACUAUCAAUGACAUGUGGGAUCGCGACUACGACAGAAAGGUGACAAGGACAGCAAAUAGGCCCCUGGCAGCUGGGGAUAUCUCUACUUUUCAGUCCUUCAUCUUUCUUGGGGGACAGCUUAGCUUGGCACUUUGUGUGCUUCUGUGUCUGAAUUACUACAGUAUCGUUCUGGGAGCAGCCUCUUUGUCUCUUGUGAUCACCUAUCCUCUGAUGAAGAGAAUAACAUAUUGGCCACAAUUAGUUUUAGGACUUACGUUUAACUGGGGAGCCCUUCUUGGCUGGUCUGCCAUCAAAGGGUCAUGUGAAUGGUCUGUGUGUCUGCCUUUGUACUUUGCUGGAGUAAUGUGGACACUGCUAUAUGAUACGAUUUACGCACAUCAGGAUAAGAAGGAUGACAUCAUUAUUGGUGUGAAGUCUACAGCUUUACGGUUCCGAGAGGAUACAAAGCAGUGGCUCAGUGGCUUCAGCCUUGCAAUGCUCCUGAGUUUGUGCAUCACAGGAGUGAAUUGUAAUCAGACAUUCCCAUACUACUCAGCUGUGGCUGCCAUAGGAGCUCACCUAGCACACCAGAUUUACACUUUGGACAUAGACAAACCUGAGGAUUGUUGGAAGAAAUUUACUUCAAAUCGUACUGUAGGAGUUCUGCUCUUCACAGGGAUUGUAUUUGGAAAUCUGUGGAAACAAAAAGACUCAAAAAAUGUAGAAGAGCCUUUAGAAAACAGGUAGUUCAAAUUGCUAUAAAUACUGAUAUUUUAGUCCAGCUAAAAUGUAAGUACUGUAAGAAGGAAAACGCUUUUAAUAUAACUACAGCUGCCCAGGAUUUUAUACAAAGUAGAUGUCUCAGUGACAGGGUGUGGGAAAAUGCAAAGUGAUUUCAGGAUGUAAAUAAAGUCUCUAUAUGUUUGGUUUUCUGACUGCA
Messenger RNA from Calypte anna (Anna's hummingbird), 1463 nucleotides. It is a transcript of the gene COQ2, whose product is annotated as coenzyme Q2, polyprenyltransferase. Gene Ontology annotation, cellular component: mitochondrial inner membrane. Bases 203 to 1270 code for a protein of 355 amino acids. The transcript is spliced from 7 exons. NCBI's taxonomy places the organism in Eukaryota, Metazoa, Chordata, Aves, Apodiformes, Trochilidae. The record is from RefSeq and is a predicted model, not a curated record. Gene Ontology annotation, biological process: ubiquinone biosynthetic process.